CUCAGUCAUUUAUCAUUUUAAGUGCCAAAAGCCCGAUCGGACGUUACAUGCAUAUAAAGAAUUUAGAAUUCAACCAUAUUUAAGGAGCUAGUCUUGCAAAGGAGGGGUGGGAUAGAUUAUUACGAUUUCUUACUCAAUCAACUGGAUCUUAUUUCGAUGCAUUGAAAGACAGCAUUCCAACGUCAAAGAAGCGUGAAAAUCAGUUUUUCGCAGUUCGAGUACCACAAGAAACUAGAUGAGUAUGUAUAGCAAAGUAAUUUCCCGUACUAUGUUCAAAAGUUGGGCAUCGUUUGACUGCGUAACUAAUAUUCACUUAUAAACGACACGAGAUAUAAAGGGCAACAAAAGUGAGCGAGUACUUUUCAAUAAACAACACCACAAAUACAUCCAACUGUUGUAUGCGCUUUUUCGAGGUUAAAAUCAUACCGGAAGCAACAUUAGGGGAGGAGCUAAGCGUGUUUGCACGUGCGGUGUGUUCACUUAAGAAUCACAGUUAUUAAGUUCGAAGGGGAAACACAAUUGAGAUUUUCUGGCCGCAAAACCAUUGGUGUGGUGGAUAUACGGUACAGGACAAUCGCGGAACAAAUGUGAAGAUCGAUCGAGAACCGUUCUAAAUCAAAGAGGUUAUACUUUACUGGUGUCAAAAUUUAGUUUAGGAGGCCAGAAGCGAGUAAUAAUUCACAGAUUCUCUGAGCAUUAUACGAAAAUCGCCAACAGGUUAAAGCACUGGUAAUAGGUUGAUGUACAUGGGUUGAACAUAUACGGCUUGGGACCGGACCCAUUUGGAGGAAAAUACACCCAAGUAGGCACUGAUAAACAUAGGCUCGGGAUUGUCCGCAUUGAUUGGAUUCAACGCGGUUGUGUUCAGCAUUGAGUGGCCUAUUGCACAACCGAUCUAUCAUGCGUAUCUCAAGUACAUUUGAAGACUUGUAAAAUGAGUUUGGAGUGAAAAAUUAUAGUUGGAUGUUGGAUACUUUAGGCUUAUUCAGUGACAGGAUUUGCACUUGGAGUUCACCAUGGGACAAACAACCACGAUGCUGUACAUAAUCGGUAUAUUAGGGAUUGUACAGCAGAUAGUAUGUCACCGAGUACACCGCCUCUUACCCAAAGGCAUGAACAGUUUAGAUAGCGACAUGUGCACUAAAACAAUUGAACACAUCUACCAUGGCCAUAUAGCCGCACCCAUUCCUCCACAUAUCAUUGGAGUAUGGACGUCGGAAAGGUGUGAGACAAGACCAGGGCCCGAAUAUAUACUCCGGAAGUACCACUUUCCAAAUACAACUCACUUCGAGGCUCACCAAUAUUAUUAUGAGGACCCGGACUGUACAAACCCUAUAUACGGUAUAACCGCCAGAGGGCUAUAUAGCAUGGUGCAGGGCUCAUGGAUAGUUCCAGGAGGUACGGAGACUGAUUAUUUUUUAACAAAAGUCAGCUUGAUACCGUACACCAACGAGAUGGCACGUGAACUCGGUGCGAGAGUCAACGAGAGUUGCAAGGAUUACGCACCGGCGUCAUGGCAGCCGUACGAGAGCUAUGAGAUAUUACAAUAUAAGGAAAUAGGAAGUGAAAAUGGUGGAGACCCGGAUGAUUUCCAAGUGAUUGACAGGGAUUGUACAAAUAAGUUUCAGUUCACGAUGCAUGAGUUGCAACUAAUGAGGGUUGAAAACCAGCGGCACCAUCAUACCGUCAUGCGAGAACUGUAUCUCGGUGAUAUACACACUGACAGACUUCAACGUGCCAUCUAUCGACCAACAAGCUAUCAAUCUGCACUUGUUGAUGGUGGGACGCUGAAAUGCAAGGUGUGUAACAGUAUAGAGAACUCAGAUGAUUUCUACCCACCUCAUCUUACUCGCCAGUAUCGUUACAAAUCUAUAGACCUCACUGGGGAAUGGUUCAGUUUGAACUGCGAGACAAGGCCCAACGGAAUGUUCCUUGUGCGAAGGUUAAUGUUUUCCAACCAUACUUCAACAUGGCAGGGGUAUUACUACUAUUACAUCGAUCCCCUUUGUCGUGAACCCUAUUUUACGAUACUAGCCAAAGGGACCUACACGAGGGGUAGUGUCUCUAAAGUUGUACACGAGGCAACAAAUUUUAAUUUCAAAGUCUUGACUGUUCAUAUUACCCCAGAGGAUAUUAAAGCAAGUAAUACGCUUAACAAUAACAAUGGAGAAGAGUGUGGAACGAGGAGGUGGGAGACAGGGAUACAGCAAGACGUUACUCCGACAAAGGGUUGUCGGGUGUUCGGUAUUUCAAUACCAUUUACAGAAUACGAGAUCGCUAAAGUUGAAAAGCGAAAAGACUCAAAGACUUUGCUGUAUCUGGGUCAAAGGCCAAGUAAUGGUGCGAGUCCAACAACUCCUGAACUUCGCCCCACAUCAUUUCAGGCUCCAGUUGUUAAGUGUGGACAUUCACACCAUCGUCAUAAUAAGAAUACAAAAAUAAAACUAUAUAAUGUACCAGCACAGACAUUUUUCUAUGACAGCAACAAUUGUAUAAAAGCAUUGAUAUCCACGAGGCUUUUGAUAGCACUGACGAUUUCUGUAUUUCUUCUUGGUCACCACUGAGCAUUAUUGGUAGCUUAACUAUUAUCAAACUGAGAUACCAAAUCCUAUACCCUGAUAAUACUCAUUGACAGUAUACUUGUGAUCGUAUCACUUCAUAUAUAAGUGAGGAUUUUGGCAAGGCUCAAAUCUGUACCCUGUAUUGUUUAUGUUGAUGAUCGCCAACACGUGUUUAACUGUGUAAAUUGUCAUAUAGAACAUAUAAUCUGAACUGUUCAUUACCUCAGUAGUUUAGCAUUUACAGUAUUUCUUAAUGGCACAUUUUAAUCAGUUAUUCCAAUACUGUGAGAGAUGUUGAAAAAACAAGUUUGGUCAUCUAGAUGCUACAUUGUAAAUAUUGUACAUAAACAGAGAUGAAAAUAUGACAUUAUUACGAUAUAAAAAUGUAAAUACUUUUGUAAAUAUAAAAAUGUAAAUACUGUAAAUGUAAUAAAGCCAUACUUAACGUGUACUCGCAAAUAUAAAUUAUCUUGUAAUUUCAUGAUUAUUACUU
Messenger RNA from Owenia fusiformis, 3054 nucleotides. The record is from the annotation of a GenBank genome assembly. NCBI's taxonomy places the organism in Eukaryota, Metazoa, Annelida, Polychaeta, Sabellida, Oweniidae.